Messenger RNA from Xyrichtys novacula (pearly razorfish), 12720 nucleotides. Lineage: Eukaryota; Metazoa; Chordata; Actinopteri; Labriformes; Labridae. The record is from the annotation of a GenBank genome assembly.
CGGCUGAGAAAAACAUGGACACAACCCAACCCAAAUCCCGACCUAAAACAUCAGCGGUGUGGGAAAACUUCACCAAGACUGAAAAGGAAGGCGUUCAGUGCAACAUUUGCAAAGACUGUUUUGCAUGGCUCGGGAGUACAUCGAUGAUGCGUGAGCACAGGGCUCUCAAGUCUCACGCAUUCAGCGUAUGACACACGCAUUCACACUCGUUCACACGCUCACACACCACACAUUGUAUUUCUCACGCAUUUAAAUGAACACAGUGAUGUCCACCAAUUUGCACUUCUUCAACUAUGGGACUGGGGGAAAUCAACUGAGUUCCUCUGAGAGUUCAGAAGCUGCGUGCCACGCACAAGCCAAUCAAAUAAAGUAUAUCUACUGAACAGCCAAUCAAAAAGCAGCAUUGCUGUAUCCGGGUAGAUUUUGAUAUCUUGCGGUUUAACUACAGAAGAAGACAGACACUCGCCGAAAUAGUUCAUUUAUUUCAUAAAUGCAACUCGCUACAGUUUUUUAUAUACUUUGUAUAAAGGUUAAAAAAAAAAGAUAUAUGCAAUGUUAUCUUCAUUUUAGAUGUCAAAGAGGUUUUGUGGCUCCCUGUGUUUUCUUUUCUGUGGGAAACUGGUCCAAGUGGCUCUUUGAGUGUUUAAGGUUGCCGACCCCUGGGCUAAACAGUAAGUCAAAAUGAAACGUUCACACUUGCAGAUGCCACGUUUGUAGUAGGAUCACGGAUAGUUGGUACGGAUCCAUUCUUUAUCUUCAGACAUCUAGCAAAUCCAGCGUUGAACUGUCCCUCGUUUAUAAAACAGUCCGAAGUGAAAUGGUGCGCACAUACGUACAGAUAUGUUGGAAGUGCCGCGGGUACAUUCCCAUUAUAAAUAAAAUCCACCCAUUGAGUCCUCAAAUCCUACGAGGGAGUUUUCAAAAGAGUUUUGUGCUCGUUUGUACAGCCAACAAUAGAGCAAACGCUGCCUCUUUUUCAGAUCAUACUUCCGCCAUGGUUCUAACCGGAACUAUGCGAGCGAGCGGCCGAGAAUAAUGGCGGUGUUUUGAUAAUUUUGUGGGCAGGGCAGUGGGCGGCUCCAUGGGCAGUAGCAUCAACCCGCCAGCACUGACAUGAUGUCAUUUCAGUGGAGUAUUCAGAACGGCCGGUGUUAUGCCGUAGAAUGCACCCCCGACGGGAGCGCGGUUGAAAGUACUUAACAAGGCGAAAAUAAUCAUAAGUAACAAGUUUUCCUGAUUAUUGGAUGAAUUCAUAAGCGCAUGCCUUUAAUAAUUUCAUUCAGGCUAAUCAGAUAAGUCGAAAAAAUAGCCCUCUGAUUCGGAAUAUUUGCUGUCCCGAAAAUGUUUGCUAGCUUGACAGCUAACUGUACAAUUUAUAUACCCAAGUACACCUCCGUAUGUGCAUUUUUGAGACACAUAAAAACAGAACAAAAGUUGUCACGAUCAAAUACUCGUAUGUUUUAAAAUAUGAGAUCAUUUUCUUCCACUUUAAGAAGCUAAGAGUGGAUGGGAUGCAGGGGGUGCAUUCUACGGCAGGGGUGCAUUUUACGGCACAACACCGGCUCUGAGCACACAGUUCCUAAACACGGAGAUGACUACAAAGCGACUGGAUGGAAUUUUUUCAAACUUGGGGGGAUUGUAGCAGUUUUCUAUCCCUGAUAUGCACCCCCCUCCCGUUAACAAAGUCAGUUUUUCAUGCCAUGGUCCCUUUAAAUCUUACAUCUCUCUCUAAGUAGGUGUGAAGUCUUUCAUAAAUACAGGCCUAAAUACAGUCAUGGUGAAUCAUCUUAAGAGAUGGGAUAACUUGGAGGAGAAUGAUCAUUAACCAUAAAAAGGCAUCAAUAUGAAUUUCAGUCUAUUUUUAUGAAUAUCAAGAAACUCCUUAUGGGAGCUUUCAAGAAGAAGGCCAUGUCUUUAAGAGUUCAGGGUCGUCGACCCCUCCUCCUCUGGCGUUUGGGGAGACAAAGUUCAUGUUCCCCUAAGGAACAGAUGUCUUUUGGGAAAUCCAGGUAAAAGCCAAAAGUAAAAAGUAAAAGUGAAAUCCCAUGUCUGCUCUUUAUGUGGGACAAUAGAGGACAAAAGAAGGUUGAGUCUGCUCUCCAGAUUCUUUUAGAGACGCUCUUUUUUAUUAUUAUUUUUUGUUGAUAAGUCUUCAAUUCAUUUGAUCUACACAGCCAACAGACAGCAAAAAAGGACAAUGACUGCAAGAGGAGAGGCGAUAAAUACCCUUGAUGAGGGACAUGAAGAUUAAAUGAGCUUCUAUUGUCAUCAAGAUGCAAAUUUCAUGUCUGUUCAAGGUGCUUGAAAAUGAAAAGAGAUUUUCAAAAGAGAGAGAGGGCAUUUCUGUGCAAAUAUUCUAAUCCUUUCCAUCACCAUCUCCUUCAUUAUCAGGCCUUUUACAGGCAGACUGAUGUAAGUCCACCUCCAAUGUCCCCUCACCUCCCUCCUACUCUUAGGUAUCACCCUCAUAUCACAUUGCCCACAGCUCAAGCCCUCCUACAUCCCUCCUCAGAUACUUGGUAUGUCACUCUGCAGCUCCCUGUGACUCCCUGCUCCCCUAACAAGUUUCAACAGGCCUGUCACUGCUCAUCUGUGGACUACAAAGACCGCUGUGUGUCUCAUUUAUAUUCCAUUAUUAGGAAUCUGGGAGAGAAAGAAGAGGAUUCAAGCCUGCACCAAUCUGUCAGAUCUGUCAGGUUAGAGCAAAUAUAAAUACAAGAAACAUACAGACAACCUUAGAUCAGAUGAUUUUAAUAGGUUUAGACCUUGGCCUCGAAGAAUUCGAGUAUAAUACGAGAAUGAUACACUCCUUUAUCCAUUAAAACUAGUGAUCUCUCAAAUCUGUCGUCUUCCACAAGUGUCUGGCCAAAAUUGAAACUGGAUGACCCACAGCUUUUCAGCUAAAUCCCAGUAAAAUAGAAUUGUUGGUUUUUGCCUCAACUCAAAAAGCUACUUAUAUUCAAUACAAAAUCUACACCCCUGUUCAUACACUCAGAGAAAAAUAUAAAGAUGAGAUUUGCAAAAUGAGGAAGGACUGGCAGAAAGGAGGAGCUUGCCAAAAGUAAGUGCUCAAAUCAAGACUUAUAACAUCACUUUCCAUAACUGGUGUUCCAAAGAUCUGACCAUAAUAAUGCCCGUUUAUUACCUGUGAUUGGUUUUAUUAUCUGAUUCAUUCCUGUGGCACGCAUGAGAUAUUUAAACUUGAUAUUUCAGCUGCAGCCCAGACAGUGUCAGGAACAAGUCAAAAACUUUUUGUGUCUUUCAGUCAUUAAGACUCAAAAAGGAUUAGGAGCUGGGUGUGACCAGGUCAAGUUUAAUAUUGUUGUUGGAGAUAGUGUCACUCUCUGACAGCCGAUCUUUGUGGGACUGACCUCAAGCCUUCAUGGCACCAGAACAAAUUCCUGCAACUGCAAACGUGUCAAGAGUACUAGGCAGUCUAAAAAUAACAGCAAACUGACUGACAGAUAACAGCAGGGCUCUGCUGGUAGAGAUUAAUGAUUACUGCACGUCUCUUAGGACUGUGUUUUAGAGUUGGUGGCAUCUGAUUGGACACAUCUGCUUCAGCCACAUAGAUUUGAUUCUCUGCAUACUUAGUGCUAAUUGGCUCCAUUUUAUGUGAAGCUAUUUUACAUACUUUAAGAAGGUAUGCACAUGUUCACACACACACACACACACACACACACUGCCCAGCGUCUCUAAAAAUAGCAGGUGUUGGAUGUCUGUGUGGAGAUAAAUGCUUUGAUAUGAACCUCAUGCAUACAAGCAGACUUAGAGUGUAAUCAAUAAGUCGGAUUUUUGCUCCUCUUUACUAGCUUUAAAAAAAAAAAAAAACAGGGACGGACUAUUUGUGGGAAAUACACCCUGGGGUCUCUGUCUGUCUCUGCUGCCCCAGAUACAUCAGACACACACACUUCUCACUGUCCAGGAAACCCUUAAAGUCACCUUCAUAACACACUGUGGGAGAGCUGUAGCUAUUCCUGUCCAUAAGGUCUCACACAUCCUACAACACUCCACUGCUUUGAUUAAUGAGCAGCAAUCAGCUCACCUGCACAUAGAAAACCCUUCUUUACUUACCACUAUUAGCUGUGGCCAACUCAGUGAUGGAGAAAUGUAAAUUUGAAGUGAAAAUUGCACUGUUUAGUGACGAAGAUAUGCUCAUUUUGAAUGACAUGCCAGAAAUGCUUCAAAAAAUUGUUUCAGAGUCCUUUUUCCCAGUGGGUUAUCAGCUCUUCUUUUACCAACACUCUGCAAAUGUUUUUGAACCCAGGAGACCAGCUUCUGGCGUUUGGAUUGUGAAAUGUCCCAUUCUUGCCCGAUGUGGGAUUUGAGCUGCUCUACAGUUCUGGGUCACCUUCGUUGUAUUUUUCGUCAUGAUGCUUCAGAUGUUUUCAAUUGAGGGCAAGUCUGGACUGCAGGCCAGUCUAUUUGGCAGCUGGACUCUUCUACUACAGAGCCGUGCUGUUGCAAUACAUGCAGGUUGUGGUUUGGCAUUGUUUUUCUGAAGUAUGAAAAUCUGCUGUGCAGGUGACACUCAAUUAUACCUAUCACUGAAGCUUGUACCCCAACCCUAAUAGAUGAACUACACUUGAAGCAUGAUUUACAUACAUAAAGACCUAAAUGUCGUUAGCUACUCAAUCAGACAGACGGAAGUUAUUGUUUAGAAAGUGAAGUUAGACAGACAUUUGAAAAAAAGUGGUCUUUUUGACUGGGAUGUCAUUUAAAUCCUACAUCUAACAAAUCUCUUGAGCUGCCUUUUUUCACCUGUGUAAUGUGGCAAAAAAUCCAACACAUCCUGUCUCAGAAUGACGCAAAGAGAUUAGUCUAUGCAUUUGUCACCUCCAGGUUGGAUUACCCACCACCAUCAUGUCUUAAGAGCUCAUAGUUCCCUGCCAGCACAUUGAGGUCCUUAUAUACAGGUUUGCUCAUUGUACCUUAAGUCUUGAAAAGUGGUCUGGGUGGUAUUGAGCUUACAAGGCCUCUCUUCUCUGUAAUCAUCUGUCAGUCAAGGUGCAGGGGGCAGAGACCCUCUCUACCUUUUGGGGCUGUUCCUAUAUGAAAAAGCUCACAGCUGGUUCAGGUUUAGGCCAGCUCUUAGUUAUGCUGCUAUAGGUUUAGACUGCUAGGGGAACUGGCACACCAAGCACGUCUUUCAAUCACCAUCCCCUAUCCGUCAUUAGCUUUAAAUCAUCGUGUCCGACUGAAGUCAUUAAAGUCACUAACCACAGUCUUUUCUGUAAGUCCCUGAGCCCUUCAUCCCAUAGAUUUCUCUGGAUUGCUUCUGCACAUCCUUCUGCUGUGGAACUGCCUGCUUCCAAGCUGCCUCAACUGCAUGCAUCAUUCCCACCAUUUUAAACACUGUUAGAAAAGCUAAUGUUACUUUAUUAGCAUCAGUCGUUCUACUUUUAUCAUUGUUACAAAGCUGGUGUUGAUUCAGUAGCAUAAGACUCUCCAUUUUUAUUACUGUCACAAAGCUAAUGUUACUUUUAGGGCUUUUCUCCUCUUUCUGCUUUAGUCAUUCUAAUUUUAAGCCCCAUUUCUUUCCUCAACCUCAUUAUUAUGUAUGCUUUCACUGCUAUUGCUUUCAGUUAUUGACUUUAAUUUGCCGUAAACUGAACAAAUGUUUAAUCAAGAACCUGGGUUGUUCAAUUGUGAUGAAAUUAUGAUUUUUUUUUUUCUUUUUUCAGAUUCAUAUGUUGUCUUCAAAAAGGUUAGUUGCGAUUAAAAUUGAAAGAACUCUGUAACUGCUGUUUAUGUAAAAUUUAGUGGGAUAUUUACACAGAAGGUAAACAUAGUGAUUUUAAACUAGUCAGAUAAGUGGAAAUACUCAGAAAAGCUACUCACUCGUAUAAAUUUCCACCCCAAUUGUGGUGUCUUUUGAUUGUUUAGCAAGAUGAAAAUUUGCUGUUACCAUUUAAAUUCCAGAGUCCACUUUUUAUCUGGGGGUAAAAAAUCCGUGUUUGGAGCUGCUGGGACUCCCCUGAAUAACCCCCUCGAGGGCUUUUCUGUUUAUACUCGGUCUAUUUCCGGGGCUGAAUGCGAUCCUCCUCGUGCGCCCUCGUGCGCCUCACUCUCUCAGGUGUCAAUUUCUCUCUUCGUGUCCUUCUAUGUUUUUGUUGUCUUCCGGACUCCCCUUUACUUUCUGCCGGACCCCUCUGGACCCCCCAGGACUCUCUGUUACAUGUUCGGUUGUUUCAGUCCUCUGUACUGAACAUGGAACCCCCGGACUUUGAGGCCAUGAACUACACGGUCGACCCGGGUCCGCCGGGUUACCCCCUGUGCGAAGCAUGGAAGGAGGGCGCAGAGGGCUCCGUUUUCCACCUCUCCAACAUCCUCCUCUUCCUCGGCUUCAUGGGGGGUAGCGGGUUUUACGGUCUCUUAUACCUGUUCAGUUUCCUGACCGUGGGCUUCUUCUGCUCCACGCUGUGGGCUUGGUCGGACUCCUGCACCACAGACUCGUUUCUGUGGAGCUUCGCGCUGUUCGGGGUGUGUUUGGGGCAGCUGCUGUACGUCUCCUACCGGCUGAGGAGCGUCUCUUUCGAAAAGGACUUCCAGGAGCUGUACGCCAGCGUGUUCCAGAGGCUCGGGGUGUCGCUCACACACUUUGGGAAGAUCGUCGCCUGCUGUGAUGGACACAUCCAGAGCCUGGAGAAGGACCACUGCUUCGCCGUCGAGGGAAAGACCCCCAUAGACAAGCUAUCCGUGCUCCUGUCAGGCAGGUAAAUACAGCACUGAAUACACACUGAAAACAUUCAGGUCAAACCUGACAGUUUUCUGCAGAGGGAUAAAAAAAAAAAUGAUUACAGAAAACUUUGCUGUCCGCAGGGUCUUGUCAGUGUAGUCAAUACGUUUUAUUAGCGUCAAUAUUAUACAUUUAAAAAAAUAUAUGUUGCCUUAAAUUCAAAGUAGCUGUAGUUGGACGAAACACUUGACUCAUGAUACCAUUGGAUUCAGGGUUAUGUGUCUAUGACUGGAUUUUCCCCUCAAAUCUUAGUGAGUGAAAUUGAUUCAGUUUAUGUUCCAGCUUCACAGGGGGCAUUGCUAUCUAUCUAUCUAUCUAUCUAUCUAUCUAUCUAUCUAUCUAUCUAUCUAUCUAUCUAUCUGCAUCCCUGGAUAUUUGUAAUUCUUAAUUUAUCUUGUUGUCAUAUCAGUUCAUGAAGAGUCAGCAUCACAGAUGUCUGUUAAAGUUAUGUCUUUGGUCAAACACACACAUUCUCCAUCUGUCACACUUCUACAAAUAAAAGUUGAGUGCAGACAUUAAUCUUUAAUUUUGGAAACCAUUUAAUGCAACAUUGACUUUCACGAUACUGCUUAAUUUUGAUACAGGUAUGCAGUGUAGUUUAUAAGACUAAUAGCUAACAUUUAGAGCCGAUGUGCAUUGACAGUAAAAAUUGAAAAUUUUAUGAUGAAAUUUGGAAUAUGACAAACAGGAAACUUUGCUUGAGAAAACUGUGUGUUGUCUGAAAAGGUAUUCAAAGCUUAUGCUGUGCCUCCUGAUGACAACAUUAAGAUGUAACAUGUAAAGGUCUAAAAACAUGGGACCUAAAAUUGAUCCCUGGGGGACACCACAAUUUGUUUUAGAAUUCCCUGUCAGAAUAAUAGGAUGCAAACCCAUUAGCCACAGUGCCAGAGCCGCCAAUAACAUUGUGGAGCCUGACUUAGAGAAUUAUGUGGUCAACAGAGGGCAUUUUCUGAUUCCCUGUUUUACCAGAGGUCAUGUACAAUUCUGACACGUGCAGUCCUUGUGCUGUGAUUUGUCCCACAACCAGACAGGUAGUUUUCACACUUGUGCUAAGAUUAAUGGUCCAACUUUAGAGUUACUGUCAUGGCCCACACAUAGAUACAGCAGGAAUAAACCAACAGCUGUCCAACCAAAGUGUGGGCUGAAGAUACAGCUCAUUUCUUACCUACUCCAAUACCAGUGUAGAUAAACACCUUACUGCCUUAGAUUAUGUGAAUCAGAGACAGGGCUUCAUCAUUGUUGCAUUGUGCGUCUUGAUGGUCCAUUUUAUCCAGCUACACUUACAGCAGAAGAAAAUAACCUGUUGCUGCAGGAGACAGAGGUCUGAUAUGACUCAGAGUCUGCUCGCAGAUGAAUUGUGGGUAAGGUGAAAUAAUGAGAGAUUUUAGUCAGGCAGAACAUACUGGCCCUGCUCCAUUUUCUCCUCCACAUGAGAGCUUGACAAGAGGGAUGCAUUACGGGUCAUAUAGAAGAGUUAUAGGACCCAAUAACAGAUAAGAAAUCUUGACUACAACUACCUUUUUGCAUCAACCUAAAAACAGACAAAAAGAUGGAGCUUCAGCAGCCUUUAGCUCUGCAGCUUUCAUGUAAACAGCCAUAACAUAUCCACCUGUCAGUCAACUACCUACGCACCUGACUAUGCAAAUUGGUGCAUAACUCUCAUCCUUGAUGUAAUGGAGGUAGAUAAGUGUGAGCAUCCACACAUUGUGUGAUUAUGCGUCUCCUGAUGCAUCUCCAAGGACCAUUUCAGAUAAAUCUGACCUUCCUCAAAUAAACAAAGCACCAUCAAAACUAACUUUUGCAAUGUGUGUUGACACUAAAUGACUAAAAACAGAGUUUUAGAGAGUCACACACUUUUCUGAUGUAUGUCAAGAAAAAAUCAGUUUUACACUGCAUCUGGAAAUAUUUACAAUGCUACACCUUUUUCACAUUUUACAGCCAUAUUCCAAAGUGGAUAAAAUUCAUUUUCCAUCCAUCUACCGCUCAACCAAUUGCAAAGUGAUAAAAAGUUUGUUUGAAACUUUUGCAAAUUUAUGAUAAGUAAAAAACAAAAAUAUAACACGUACAUUAAGUUUUCACAGUGUUUGCUCAGUACUUUGUAGAUGCACCCUUGGCAGCAGUUACAGCCUCAAGUCUUUCUGAGUAUGAUGCUUCAAGCUUGGCACACCUAUUUUUGGGCAGGUUUUUGCAUUCUUUUUUGCAGAACCUCUUCAGCUCCAUCAAGUUGGAUGGGGAGCAUUGAUGCAAAGCCAUUUUGAGAUCUCUCCAGAGAUGUUCAGUUGGGUUCAAGUCUGGGCUCUGGCUGGGCCAUUUAAUGAUAUUUACCGAGUUUGUUGUCUCUGCUGUGUGCUUAGGGUCGUUGUCCUGUUGAAGAUGAAUCUUUGCACCAGUCUGAGCUUCCAGAGCGUUGUGGGGCAGGUCAUCAUCAAGGAUGUCUGUGUACAUUGCUGAAUUCAUCCAUUCCUCGACCCUGACUAGUCUUUCAGUUCUUGCUGCUGAAAAACAUCCCCACAGCAUGAUGUUGCCACCACCAUGCUUCACUGUAGAGAUGGUAUCAGAAUAGUGAUGAGUGGUGUGUGGUUUCCUCCAGACGUGACGCUUGGUGUUCAGGCCAAAAAGAUCAGUCUUUGUUUCAUCAGACCAAAAGAAAAUUGUUUCUCAUGGUCUGAGAGUCUUUCAGGUUCAGAAAAAUGUAAAAACAGUGUAGUGCUAUGAAUACUUUACAGGUGUACUGUAUAUUCAGAUCAACACAGUUAACACCAAUCAGGUGCCAGCAGGCUUUGGUGUCUGCAGAAAAAAAAUUGCCUGUAUAGAGAGCAAAAGCAGGAGGAAAACAAUCCCCCUUAAUGACAUUUUGACUCCCAUUGUUGGUAGUCUGAGGAGGAUCUUUUGUCUCUCUUUAAACAGAUAUCUGCAGCGAGGUUAGCUAACAGUCUGUUCAAGAUCAAACAUUUACACUGAGAUACUGAGACACUGAACUGUUUGAUGCUGAGUAGCAAAAGAUAAUCAGCUUGAUACUGAGUCGUGAAAGACAAUCAGCAUCAACAUUUCCUGAUUUCCUGGAGCACAUCAGAAGUGAUGGAUCUGACUGCCAUUAAACAAACAUUUUAAGAAGUUGUUUUCUUCUUCUCUUGAUGACAGACCUGACAAAGCUGGCUUUUCCCUAAUUGGCAUCACAAUGUCAUUAUUUCAUCAAACUUGAGAUCAAUUAACCACAAGAAAAUCACAGGAAACUCAGUGACUUUUGCAGCCUUAUACCGCUGAACUUACUAUUUACCCUGAGACACACCACAAACAGAGGAAAACUGAGCCUGAGUGAAGGCUUUGUACCUAUUAUUGACAGCAAGCUGAGGUUUAACACAAACACAUAAACAGUCUGUAAGACUAACUGUAAAUGAUAAAACUGGGACACAAAAGAGAGACAUAAAAUGCGAGCUGGUGGUUACUGGACUGAGCUCUUACCUAGGAAGAGUUGAAACGCUGCUGUUAUGAGAUCUUUAGACUCAGAUAUCUGAGGGGAAAAAAACAAAAAAAACACUGGAAUCCUCUUAAGCCAAAACCUGCAACAGUGGUGUUUCAUUCCUCCAACUGUUAGACGCAGAACACCUUCCGAUUAGUGCUGUUAUUGAUGAUUUAAUUCAAAUACCAAAAAUGUGAAUAUUGAUUAAAAUUUAAUCUCUUCUCCUGCAGGAUCCGUGUGACAGUAAACGGGGAGUUUCUGCAUUACAUCUACCCGCUCCAGUUCCUGGAUUCACCUGAGUGGGACUCCCUCAGACCAUCAGAGGAAGGAGUGUUUCAGGUUCAUGUGAACUCAAAUGCAUUAACAGAAAAAAAGAAAACAAUUUCAAGCUUUAAUAAAUAUGGUGCAUUGAAACUAUCCAUAAAAGCAAGAGUACACCCAGAAAUGCAAUUGUAGAGACUUCAAUGUAUGCUUGGACCUAAGAACAUAUAAACCAAACUGCCAGUUGUUGUUAAUGAAUGAAACGUCUGAGAAUAAAUUUAAACUGCUAAUGGUGCAUUUCCACCAAGUGCUCUGGUCUGGUUGUACUUGUAUUUCCUCAGCAGACUGUUACCAACUCUGGUGCUUCAUGCAGAAAGUGUGUUGGCAGAGUGACAACCUCAGAAUGGCUUGAUUUUGGCAAUGCAUGACAACAGAUGAGACUGCUCAGGCUGUGUCAAGCAUGAUAAUCAGACUGUGGUCAUACUUCUGAAAUGUUUUUCUUAAAGACAGAGUUUUAUCUACUUUUUUUGUGGAGGGAUCCACCCACUUAAUUUAACUUUUGUGUUCAUAUUUUUGCUGAAAAUACCUGGACAAAUAUCUUUUUUGUGAAAACCUACAGAGCAAUAAACCUUAUAAAACCUUAAAAAAUCUUACCCUCUUUCACUCUGGGCUCCAGGUGACCCUUCGAGCUGAUAACCCCUGCAGGUACGUGGCAUGGAGGAGGAAGAAACUCUAUCUACUCUUUGCAAAACAUCGCUACAUAGCAAAGAUCUUUGCGCUGGUUGUGCGUAACGACAUUGCAGAGAAGUUGUACUCUCUAAACGACAAAGCCCUCAACAGCUCCGGACAUCGCUACGACCUCCGCUUACCCAGCUACUGUCAUACACCAGGGACAGAGCUGGAAAAAACAGAUGUGCUCCUGCAGGUGCCCACACAGGGGGGCAGGACGACUUGAACACACACACACACACACACACACACACACACACACACACACACACACACACACACACACACACACACACACACACACACACACACACACACACACACACUCACUGCCCUACUUUGAUGCUGGACUGACUCAGUGCAGAAAGAGAAGGGUGAUGGGGUUGUUGUUUCAUUUUUACCAGGUAGGAAAUAGAUUUAAAAUAAAAAAAUAACUCAUAAAUCUGCCUGGAUAUCCUAAAAUAUGCAAAAUUGUUAAGGUGAGGCAGACUCUGAAAGAAAUACUCAACGCCACAUUUUGUCUGUUUACAAAAUGCCCCAGCAACACUAAAUAAACCUAGCACAGAGGUAAAAACAGCUGUACUCUACUGAGUCCAUUAAAACAUAGGCUCAUCAGUAUGAGAUGGUAUAAUUACUGCAGUUAGGUUCAAUGGCAGAUGUUGUUUUCCAGUUUUGUGAGCUUGUUUAUCUGAAAUCAUGUUCCAUGUAUCCAAAGAAAAGCAGUGAUCAUGACAUAAUGUUUUUCUGUGUUUGUAUGUUCAUGGAAAUGGUCUUAAACUAUUUUGGAAAGUUACAAAAAACAGAAAUUGUGUUUUUUAAUGAAAAACUUAAUACUUGGAUGUAUUGAUACAUUUUGAAUGUAGAGUGAAAUAAACAGGCUGCAGCAGAUGUCUUAUGCAAUGUGCAAUACUGUGAGUCCAGAUAGUUUAGAACCUUGUGUUAGUGCAAUGUUGUGCAUUGUAAAAAUUGUAAAAAUACAAAUGUAAACAAGUUGAAGUGUCAAAAUUGUUAUUUAAUAGAUAAAGACUAGCUUGUUUUAUUGUUUGCUUUUAAGAAGGAGAGCCUGUUAUUAAUAUGUGUCCAAAUUAACAACACUGCAAAUAAUCAGAGCUGUUGUAAAAUACAGCUGUAAAGAUUAAAGUGACAAGCUCUGUCUCAAACAAUGGGAUUUUACAUUAAGGAGCCAAAAAUAGAAAAAGGAAAAAAUAUAUAAUAUAUUUAUUUUACUUUUGUAGUUCACUAAAAUUCUGGUGGGCCUUGUUGUUAUAAAUAAAACUCAUUCAAUUGAACUCACUGUGUUGAAUGAUUAUGUUUUUACUUUGAAGGCAUGUUUGAAAGUAAAAGAUCAGAUUAAUGUAAAUCUAACAUUUGAUAUUACUGACUGAAGUCUGAAUUCUGACAUUCUUAAGAUGCAGACCUAACUCAGAAAUUAGUAGACUUCUGUUCAAAUUCAGAUACCAGAGAAAUGUUCAGAAAUUUUUCAGAAAUUUGUGAUUAAUCUCUGAAUUUAUGAUUAAAUUUUAAAUUCUAA